CCUCAAUUUACAGUCGGUCUCAAAUCGAAUAACGUACAAUAAAUGCACUUAAUUGGAAUACAACGGUUCUCGUCUCCCAUAGUUCUAUUCCUUUUGUUAUUUUUCAACCUUAAAUAGUUUCUGUGCCCUCUGACAAUGAAGCCGGUAAUUAUGACCAUUAUUGGUCAACUAGUUAAUGAGACAUAAUCGGUUGAAAUCUGUCUCUUAGGUGCAGUAGUCGUUUAAUCGAGAAAGAAACAGUGUGACAUAAGAUCGGGGUUUUACGUGUUGUGGUAGUUACGUGUGAAAAACAAAGUUUAUUCAAUUAAAAAUACGCAAUUUUGUGUUAUCUAAAUGUUAAAUUACCAUAAUAUAUAAAUAUUAUGAUUAAUAUUCAUGUACGAAAUAAACAAAUGACACUUAAAGUGUUGACAGUGCUAUGGUCAGUAGUGAGUAGUAUUGCAAGUGCGACUGAAAAUGACUUUAUUAGUUCCCCAACAACUGUAAAAGCCAGAGAAAAUAAUACAGUUCUACUCCCAUGUUAUUUGAAUACGUUAUCAAAUGAUGGAGCCCAUGCGACAGCAGUGAAAUGGUUCAAGAGUGAGGAUCUUCUGGCAGACAGUGAUAACGAAACAGUGGCGUUACCCCUGAGAUAUACUUUGUGGGACAAUGGUUCCCUGGAAAUCCAGAAAGUAGAACCAUCCGAUACGGGAGAGUACGUGUGCGAAAUAUCUAGACCGGAUCCAUGGGGGGUUGUCAGGCAAAGACAUGCAAUUGAAGUUUUACAUUCACCCUCUGUGGAACCAUUCCCAAUAACAGGAUUUCUACAAGUAAAGCUAGGGGAAGAAGUGCGAAUGUCCUGUAGGGCUAGCGGAGUACCAUAUCCCAUAAUAACAUGGACAAGCAAGGGUGAGGAACUGAAAUUACUGGAUCACAGGGAACUUCUCGUUUUCACAGCUUCCGAUAGAUAUUUAGCAGGAAUUUACGAAUGCAUAGCUGCAAAUGGUGUUGGCGAACCUGCUAAAGCAACCAUUGAGUUAAGCAUAAUAUACCCUCCAGAGCAAUUGGUAUCUCGUUCAUGGAUUCACACGGCACCAGGUCAUAGAGCUCAAUUGGAAUGUCGAGUGUCGGCUGACCCACAAGCAGCAGUAACUUGGUUGAAAGGAGAGACAAUAGUGCCCUUGGACAGCAGAUUGGUAUCCAUUAUAGAUGGAGAUAAAUAUACGUUGCUUAUAAGAAACGUACAAAAAAGCGAUUUUGGUAUCUAUACUUGCCGAGCUAUUAAUGAACUCGGACAAUCAGACAUUCAAAUUCAAUUGUCCGGUGUACCAAAUCCAGGAGUUUUCAAAAAAACCUCGGAAAACAACAAAAACUCCAAUCGCAACACUUACACAUUAAUUUGGGAAGUUGAUAGCUACACACCAAUUAUUGAAUAUUCCUUAUGGUUCAGACCAUAUAAAACAAGCCGCGGAUUGAACAGACCUGAAUGGACCAAGCUGACGAUUCCAGCCCAACAUAGUUCGGGGACAGUAUAUUCUAAAAGUUAUAACUUAGGUGGCUUAAAGGAAAAAACCAUUUAUGAAGUGCUUCUGGUGUCGAGGAAUAGAUAUGGAUGGUCUAAGCCAAGUCCUAUAUUGAGGUUUGCCACAGCAGGAGCAGAAUUAAAUGAAGAAAUGAUUACAACCGUGCAGAUCAGUGCAGAGGACAAUGCGAUUCCUUUGGAUUUCAAAAUUUCGUCCAGCAAAUCUUCAGAACCUUUUUGUAUAGCAAUUUUUGUUGUUACGUUCCUAAUAAAUUUUAUCUAGUAAUACGCGUCUAA
Messenger RNA from Ceutorhynchus assimilis (cabbage seed weevil), 1798 nucleotides. The record is from the annotation of a GenBank genome assembly. Lineage: Eukaryota; Metazoa; Arthropoda; Insecta; Coleoptera; Curculionidae.